Owenia fusiformis is the source of this 1321-nucleotide messenger RNA. NCBI's taxonomy places the organism in Eukaryota, Metazoa, Annelida, Polychaeta, Sabellida, Oweniidae. The record is from the annotation of a GenBank genome assembly.
GGGAAUUUAGCGGAUCCGCCAAAUUAAAACAGCGACCAAAUUAAGUAAUAGUACAAUAAUUUUGAUGCAAAAUCAAUAAUGGUUUAAUUCUGUAGCAGAGUAAUUGAAUUAUAAACAGACACAUAAACUUCACAUAAUUAAUGUUUAAUUGCAUUGGUAUAAUGAUCAGAGGUUUUUAGACAAUUCCUUAGUCUUGCAUCAAGACCUAUCUGGAAAAAUAAACUUUAACUUGUCUUAUCCAAGGGAUUCCUAUUGAUUAGAAAAAUGAUUCAGCCUAUUUUCACUUUCUGUGGCACCAGUUGGCACUUGGUAUCAAAUGUACCAUGCCAGAUUGAUUUUUUAAAUAAACUGUUCACAUUUGAUUUCAGAACUACUUCUGGCAGAAUGGUUCGUCGCGGAGGCCUUCUAAGUGAUGCUCAAGUUGGACUUGAAAUGGAGGCAAGAGCACAGAAUGGCAUACGUGUUGCCCAGGAUACAACAACAAGGAAAGGCCUAGAACAUGUGUCAACCAUAUGGACUUUUAAUGAUGGCAAUUCUCUUGAGUCUAGGGUAGAGAAUCUUCCAAACCACACAUCAGAGGCUCAACUAGAUCAUAUAAAGAACUCUUUGGAAAAAACAACAUCUAUUUUAGAUCAACUUAAUAUUCCCAAUUCUUCCAAACAAUCUAUUGCAUACAUAACAGAAUUCAUGGGGGAUCAUGUCAAUAAAAAACUUCAUAGGGAAUUGGAGUUAGAACAUUUGGACUGUCUUAAAAAGUUACUUCAGGAGGAUAUCUUAACACCAGCGCAAACCAUCAAUUUGAAAGAACUUUACCUGAGUGCCUGCCAAAUGCAUUCUGGUGCAAAAGUAAGCAGAUCCUUUUAUGAGGGAAUGCAUCAAAUACAACCAGAUCUAGGGUUAUUAGGCAAGUAUGAGCAAAGCAAUAUGGCGCGGCCAGGAAGAACAUUUGAGGCAAUGGGUGGUAAGAUUGUUGAAACAAUAAGUUCAGUUUUUAGUCCAGAUCAUGCCAAUAAAAAUGAGUUUAGCCGUGCGGAUGUCUGGAGAGGCUGGUGUGCUGAAAAAGACUACAAUAUUCCAACAUUUUCUUAUGUUAAUAAGAACAGACACUUGUCAAGUUGUCAGGUUCAAUAAACUGUUAAAGUGAUAUAUUUGACAUAAAUUAGUAUUUUAAGAAUAAUGCUAUGUAUUUGUACACAAUAAUGGUAAACUAUUAUGAUAAUGUUUUACAAUAGUACUUUAGGAAAGUCAAACAUUAUAUUUGAAAUUUAAGACAGCAAAACAGUCUUGGCAUCAGAUACUUAAUAAUAUCAGCAGACCUCCC